ACUUCUUCUAGCCUUCUUAGAAACCACAUGAUCCCUUCCUCCCACACCCUUCUUUAAAAACUUAUUUAUUAUUUCCCCACGUUUCACACACUCAUCUCCACCGCCCACCUACCACCAUGAACCACCACUGGUCUUCCGACGACAACUCCUCCAUGAUGGACGCCUUCAUCUCCUCCGACAUGACCUCCAUCUGGCCCACCCCCACCACCACCACCACCACCAUCACCACCUCCUCCGCCUCCACCUCCAUCAUCCACGACCCCUUCAACCCCGACACCUUACAACAACGCCUCCAGACCCUCAUCGACACCGCUCGUGAGCCUUGGACCUACGCCAUCUUCUGGCAAUCCUCCGUCAUCGAUUACUCACCGGUCCUCGGCUGGGGCGACGGCUACUACAAAGGCGAAACAAACAAACCCAAAUCCACACCCUCAGCCACCUCCUUAGCCGAACAACAAUACCGGAAAAAAGUCCUCCGAGAACUCAACUCCAUGAUUUCCGGCACAUCAGCACCGGAAAACGACGCCGUUGACGAAGAAGUCACAGACACCGAAUGGUUCUUUCUAAUCUCUAUGACGCAGUCGUUUGUUAACGGGUCCGGGUUACCGGGUCAAGCUGCGUUUACUAACCAGCCGGUUUGGCUUGCCGGUUCAGACCGGCUGAUGUCAUCUCACUGUGAACGUGCUCGUCAGGGUCAAGGGUUUGGGUUACAAACAAUUGUUUGUGUUCCGUGUUCUGACGGCGUUAUCGAGUUAGGGUCAACGGAGUUAAUUUUUCAGAAUUCAGAUGUUAUGAAGAAAGUUAGGGUUUCGUUCUGUUUCAAUAAUACUAACGGAACGGAUAUGAUGCAGAUUAAUAAUAAUAAUAAUAACAAUAAUAAUAAUAAUAAUGUUACGGAUCCGGGUGAUGGUGGUGACGACCCGUCGUCUAUUUGGAUAACGGAUCCGGUUGCUUCGUCUACAGCUCAUGCUGACGUCACGCCGGUUAAGGAUAUUGUUGAGUCACACGUUCAGAAACAGGUUCUGUUUGAAAACCCUAAUGAAAACGCUAGAUCUGGUGGUGAUAACGGAAAUAACGGUAAUACCGGAUUUUUUGGUACCAGAGAGUUGAAUUUCUCUGAAUUCAGAUCGUUUGACGGAGUUAACGGCGGGAAAAACGGGGGUUCCGGGUAUAAUAAGGCGGAAUCUAGUAAGAUUCUGAAUUUCGGUGAGAGUAAACGGAGUGUUAACGAUGCUCCGUUUGCGGGUAAAUCGCGGUUUGUUGGAGUGGAGGAGAAGAGUAGUAAGAAGCGAUCUCCGACUUCGUGUGGGAGUAACGAAGACGGGAUGCUUUCGUUUGUGUCGAAUGUGGUUCCGGUGUCGGGUGUUGUGAAAUCGAGUGGUGUUGGGUUGACUGGGGUGGAUUCGGACCAUUCGGAUCUUGAAGCGUCGGUGAUUAAAGAGGCGGAGAGUGCUCGAGUGGUGGAGCCGGAGAAGAAACCGCGGAAAAGAGGGCGGAAACCGGCGAAUGGACGAGAGGAGCCGUUGAAUCACGUCGAGGCGGAGAGGCAGAGACGAGAGAAGCUAAACCAGCGGUUUUACGCGUUGCGAGCCGUCGUCCCUAACGUGUCGAAAAUGGAUAAAGCCUCGUUGUUAGGCGACGCGAUUUUGUACAUUAACGAGUUGAAAUCGAAAGUGGAAAGCUCCGAAACGGAGAAGGAAGAGUUGAGAAACCAAGUUGACGCGUUGACGAAAGAAUUGUCGAAUAAAGACUCGCGGCAUCCGUCAUCGGGCGACGUGAAAACGACGACGACGGCGGCCCUCAUCCCGAGAGCGGAUUUGGAUGUGGAUGUGAAGGUAAUGGGGUGGGACGCGAUGGUUAGGAUCCAAUGUAGCAAAAAGAACCACCCUGCCGCGCGGCUAAUGGGGGCGUUGAUGGAACUAGAAUUGGAAGUGAACCACGCGAGUGUGUCGGUUGUGAACGAGUUGAUGAUUCAACAAGCCACCGUGAAAAUGGCCGGUCGGAUGUACAGUCAAGACGAGCUCCGGUUAGCCUUAACCGGCAAAUUUUCUGGUCCAUGAAGAAUUUGGGACAAUUAGUGAAGCUUUUUAAUGUAACAUAGUAGUAGUAUUAGUAGCACACUUAAUUACUUGUGUUAAUUCCUUGUAUGUUCUUAGUGUAAUGAGUGAAUCUUAUCGAACCCUUAAAUAAAACAAGAGCGUUAAACCGCUCUCUUUGUUUAUGUU
Helianthus annuus (common sunflower) is the source of this 2225-nucleotide messenger RNA. RefSeq names its product transcription factor MYC2. The transcript has a single exon. Lineage: Eukaryota; Viridiplantae; Streptophyta; Magnoliopsida; Asterales; Asteraceae. Gene Ontology annotation, biological process: regulation of DNA-templated transcription. Gene Ontology annotation, molecular function: DNA-binding transcription factor activity; protein dimerization activity; transcription cis-regulatory region binding. Gene Ontology annotation, cellular component: nucleus. The record is from RefSeq and is a predicted model, not a curated record. The coding region runs from base 117 to 2060 and encodes 647 amino acids.